Molecule: messenger RNA, 3578 nt
Organism: Nilaparvata lugens (brown planthopper)
Lineage: Eukaryota; Metazoa; Arthropoda; Insecta; Hemiptera; Delphacidae
Product: transcription initiation factor TFIID subunit 3
Exons: 1
Coding region: 594-3416 (940 amino acids)
Cellular component (GO): transcription factor TFIID complex
Molecular function (GO): protein heterodimerization activity
Source: RefSeq, a predicted model, not a curated record
CUUUUGCAAAAGUAUCGAUUUAUAACCUAAACCUAAACGCUUGUUUAAUAAAGAAGAAAGCAUUUUUUCUUUUUGUUGUGAUAGUGAUUUAAACCACGGAUUUGUUUGUUGUGUAUUGUGUUUCAACAAGUGAUUAAAGGCCAAUAGCUCAAAUAAUUCGAAUUUGGGAAAUUAAAAUAUAUCAUCAACUUAUUAUUGUUCAGCAAACAAGUUUGUAUAGCAUUCAUUGGUUGAAAGCUAUGAAUAAUUCGUGUGUAAUUGGAGUCAAUCUAAUGCAAACAUUCUUUGUUUACAUUUCCGCAAUGUAGAAUGCAGGAAAAAAUUACAGUAGAAUAAACUCAAAAAUUGAACAAAUAUUUCCCAAUGUUGAAUCUUGCUACAGUCAAAGUGACAACUGCAUUGGCAUGUUAUUGCCUAUAAAUUGUUUAUUGGCUUUAAAUUUAACAAUUUUUUCUAUUAAACAGUGAAAUGAAUCCGUAGAAUUGUGUUUGAAAUCAAAUAAACUUGAUGAGUAGCCUAAUCAUCAAUAGGGCAAUUUAUUGGUAAGUAGUAAUUAUCAAUUUGGAACGUUGUUAUUAAACUAGGAUUCAAAAAUGGCUAAUAUGGAUUACGGUGCUAGUAUUUUGAGGAUCGUUGUAGCUCAGAUGUGUGAGACUGUUGGAUGGAAUUCAAUACAAACUACUCCCUUGCAACUUCUUACCGAUGUUUUACAAAGAUAUAUUACAGAAGUAGCUGAAAACGCGCAUAGAUAUGCAGAACAGUUUGGUCAUACACGACCCACACUUCAUGAUUUGGGGUUGGCUUUCCAAGACAUGAAAAUCAAUACCGGUGAUUUGCAAGAAUACAUUGAAUACGUAGCUACUAUUCCUUUACGAAGAGAAGUGCCCAAGUACCCAAUCAGCAAAGAAUCGCAUCUUAAUUUGCUGAAACCGGGAAGCCGAGAAGUUGUGACACGCCCAGUCCAUAUUCAUGAGCAUCUUCCAGCUAUGUAUCCGGAAUUGGAAAAGGAGGAUUAUGGACAGAAACCUAGUACACUGACAGUUGAAACAAGCAGUACAGAAGUUGGAUCACCAUCAAAUCAUUUCAAGAGACCUGGUGAUCCAGUAUCUUCAAUUUCACCUCAAUUAAAGCAAGCCAGGCUAUUGAAUGAAGAGGAAGGACGUCCAUUGCGCGAAAUUUCCAGUGUCAUGAUGACUACUUCUGGCUUCCUCUCACCAGCUCGUGAAGGCAAGCUUCCUGAAGCCCACACUCCUGCACCUCCAAGUAAACUAGCAACAUAUUCCGGUGGCAGUUCAGGAUCGUCCUCUUAUCCAACUGUUCCUCCGGAGGUGAAGGGUGAGAAGAAGACUAAAAAGAAAUCUAUUAAAAUUCCCAAAAAGAUAGACAAUGAGAGCAAACUAAGUGACGUUGUUGAUUUGGUUAAUUUAGAUGAUUCAAAAGUAAAGAAGUUGGUAGGUAUGAAAGAACUCUCCAAACUCAAAGCUCUGAAAUCUUUUAAACUUUCACAUUCCAAUGUCAGUAGUUCCCUGAAAAAACUACCAAGAAUUCCCAAAAUCAAACGUAAAAAAAUCGGUGGUAGUAAGCACAAGAAAAUAAAACAUAAAAUUCCUGCCAAAAGUCAACAUCUGGAUUCUACUAGUAACAUACCCUUGAUUAAAUCAGAUUCUAUGGAAAACGAGAUUGAUGUAUGUGGAAACUCUGAAGAAAAUUAUGGAAAUGAUGAUUCACCAAUGAAAGAUACUGAAAUUAAACUUACUUCUGAACCAGAUAAACAAAAAUUGAAUAUUUUCAAGAAAAUAUCCAAAGUCAAGGAGGAUAAAUCAGAGCAUUUUGAUGAUUCAGUAACAGUAGAGGAACCAAAAAAUGAUGUAUAUACUGAAAAAUUAUCAUCAACAAUGGAAAUAUCACAGCCUGAAGAAGAAAACUUCCAGAAGCAAGAUUUGCCACAUUCUCCAAUGGAGUGUCUACCCAGCCCACCAGCAUCUUCUAACACCGAUUUCACUGAAAAUGCAUUUUAUUCGCCACCAGGUCCACCUCGUACACCUGAAGUCAUUAUUCCCAUAAAAAAGAACAAAUCUAAAAAGCAUAAGAAAGAUAAAACAAAGGUGAAGAAAGUUAAACCUGUAAAGAAUCAAAAUACUGUUAGUCAAAAACUUGAGAGCGAACCAAUUGAGGAAGAAAUCAUCGAUAAACCAAAAACACCCGAAAUAGAACCAUUGAAAGACAUGAAAUUUAUUCCAACUCCUUCACCAGUAUUCUCAUUUUUUGAGAACUUCCCAUCAGGCCCUGGUCUCAUACCUCCUCAAAUUUCCAAUCUAUUCACUCCAAAACCUAAUACUGACAAAUAUAAUACACUUAUCCCCCCACCAAUGGUUCCUGUUCCCAAGAUCAAAACACCACCGGUGCCGCACGAUCUUCCCCCAAUCAAAUCUCAACUUUCCCCAUUACUGCCUCCUUCUCCUUCCCUUAUAUCACCACAACCUACAAAUGCAAAAAAUGACAUUCCUCCAACUCCUGAGACUCCUAAGACAAUUCAGCUGCCAAAAACCGAAGUCAUUGAUAAGCCUCCAUUGUUCAAAGUGAAACUGAAAGAAGAUAAGAAGAAAAAGGAGCAUCGUUCUGACAAGAAGGAUAAAAUCAAAAAGAAGAAACACAAAAAAGAUAAAAUGAAGAAUAAAGAGGAGAAGGAUGGUAUCAAGAAGAAAGAUAAAAGUCGCGAAAAGAAAGAAAAGAGGCGAGAGGAAAAGAAACGUGAGAAAGAAAAAGAUCAAUGUGCUCCAGUGGAAUCAACAAGUGACGACAUGAAAUCAUCUAAUAGUGGCAAUGUACCCAAGAUAACUUUGAAACUAUCCGCCGCAGAACCUCCACCACCCAGUGAACAGCCGCAUCGUAAGAUUGUCGUCAUCAAACCAGUGAAGAAGCCUGAAGAGCAACAUGUCACUAGUAAAGAGGACACACAACCGGUUAAAACACCACAUCAAGCAAAACCCAAAUCCAGUAAGAAAAGUACGUUGUCAUCAGCGGCUACUCCACAAUCUUCCAAUUCUAUAGACAGCACUACCACGCCGAUUCCCUCCUCUUCCAAGCCUAAAAAGCCGCCAACAAGCAGUAAUUUCACUCCGCAAUCGAAAGAGUCAAAGAAACCAUCGAAAGAAGGGGGGGAAGAGCCGCAGCCGUAUUACUACGACGAGUCGGGCAACCAGGUGUGGAUAUGUCCCGGGUGUCGCGGCCCGGACGACGGUAGCCCGAUGAUUGGCUGUGACAGCUGCGACGCCUGGUAUCACUGGGUGUGCGUCGGCCUCCAACUUCCGCCCCAGUCAAGUGACUGGUUUUGCAAAUACUGUAUUGCCAGGAAAGAUACAGCGGCCGCCGGUGACAAGAAGAAGAAAUUUCGCAAAAAGUUGUUGGGUAAAUGAUCUUAUCACUUUUUCAAUUUCAAUGUUCAUUAAAAACUAAUUAGUAAGUUGAAAUGUUAGUACAAGCAUAGAUUGUCCCGUUCCUAGCUUUUUAUGUUUAAGAUAGAAGUUUAGUUUUUGACAAUUUAUAAGUUGUGAAUGUAACUUUAAACUCUAUUUCAU